Copidosoma floridanum is the source of this 1028-nucleotide messenger RNA. Its product is annotated as phytanoyl-CoA dioxygenase, peroxisomal-like. Gene Ontology annotation, biological process: fatty acid alpha-oxidation. The record is from RefSeq and is a predicted model, not a curated record. Lineage: Eukaryota; Metazoa; Arthropoda; Insecta; Hymenoptera; Encyrtidae. Gene Ontology annotation, molecular function: phytanoyl-CoA dioxygenase activity.
AAUGGAAUGAGUUGCUUCUUUGGAGAUUCAUAUUUAAGACUCGGUCCUAAGGGCACAAAGUUCAGUUUCUUUGUAGUCUUUGAGCGAGAGACAACGAUACUAGUGUUAAGCAUGGGCAAGUUAAAGUUCCUGACUCCCGAACAAAAAGAAUUCUGGAAAGAGAACGGUUUUCUCAAAUUAUCAAACGUAUUUUCUAAUGAAGAGUUUGACGAAAUCGAUAAAGAAUAUUCCGAGCUUUUUGCUCGUAAGCAGCAAGAAGAUUUGGCCGGUUUAGAGGCUGCCUGGAUCGGAGACGACAUGAAAAAGGCGGCUAAUAACAUCAACUACACUGUAAAAUCCGUGCAUAAUUUGCAAAUGCAUAGCGCAGUGUUCACACGGCUGUUGAUGAACCCAAAACUCCUGGAUGCAAUAGAGGACAUCUUGGAAACCCCUGAUAUUCUGCUCCAUCACACGAAAGCUCACCUCAAGCCACCAGAGAAGGGCGCUCCGUAUCUCAUGCACCAGGACUAUCCGUACUUUCCGUUCAAGAAGCACACCAUGUUAGCCGUGUUUGUGCACUUGGACGACACAACGCCGGAGAACGGAGGCCUCUGCGUUUAUCCAGGCAGUCACAAACUGGGUCCUCUCAAGGAGCGCGUACUCUACGACGAGCACAACGAGAAAUACAUGUACGCCGAUCCAGAUCGCUUUCCGAUUUCCGGUGCAACGCCAGUGAACGCCAAAAAGGGUGAAGUCAUUAUCUUUUCCUACUUACUGCUACACGGCUCGUACGUGAACACAUCCAAUCGGGUACGCAGAAUGUUUUUGGCACAACUCAGGUCCGCGCACGACGAACCCGUUCGAGAUGUUCACCAUAGCCAUUGCAUUGGGAUGUGCCUCCGUGGCCAGAACAUUGGGUUCCAAGCAACAAUGGCCACGCGAUUCGUUGACUCGUCUGUAAAUGGCUGAACGCCAUUUCUUUAUUGCCUUUGAUUUUCUUCAACUUGUGUAUGCCCAUAUAGUUAAUAAAGUUUCAAAUAUUUUCACGA